AUGCGGUUCAAACUUGCGGAUUCAUUGCGCUUUUUCACCGUUCAGCUCAUAUUGGCUACCUCGACUCUCGCUCUCAGUAAUCCUGGAUCAUCAUCGCAAAAACACAGCCCCAACCCAAGUGCACCGUCACCGAAAGGCAUUUCAGUACCCUUCUUUGCGAAUCUCGAACGUCUAUCACGACUUGUAGACAUCGCCUACUGCAUCGGCACAACGGGCGUGAGAAAACCAUUCAACUGCGUGUCACGAUGCAAUGACUUCCCCAGUCUAUCUCUCAUCAACGCAUGGAACACUGGCCCUUUGCUAAGCGACAGCUGCGGAUAUAUCGCCGUAGACCAUGGGGUGACGCAGCAUGGUGAUAGCGGUGACUUGACCGCUGGCGAGCCUGCUAUCGUAGUAGCCUUCCGUGGAACCUACAGCAUUGCCAAUACGAUUGUCGACUUGAGCACUGUUCCUCAGGAGUACGUGCCAUACCCAUCCCCAGAUCAUGGUGGCAGUGAGCCUCCCGACGAACCCGAACACACAUGUACGAAUUGUACUGUACACAUGGGCUUUCUCCAGUCAUGGAAGAAUACUCGACAGUUCGUUCUUCCACAACUGAGACAGCUAAGAUUACAAUACCCCUCUUAUCCGAUACAGCUCGUCGGGCACAGUUUAGGGGGCUCUGUUGCUUGUCUUGCUGCACUGGAACUGAAGGUGUCGCUGGGGUGGGAAGAUGUUAUUGUCACCACGUUUGGUGAGCCACGCGUCGGAAACGAAGGUCUAGCCCGCUUCGUGGAUGAAGUAUUUCAUCUAAAUGAUGAUAAUCACCCAGAAGGGCGCGAAUUCAGGCGGGUAACUCACAAAGAAGAUCCUGUGCCUCUUCUGCCUCUAAGUGAAUGGGGCUACAAAUCACACGCGGGCGAGGUAUACAUCGCCAAGCAAGAACUGACCCCUUCCGAGUCUGAUAUCUACAUGUGUAUCGGCGAUAACGACCCCAAGUGCAUAGCAGGAGCAGAUGAUUCGUUAUGGAUGACUAUCCGCCGGUUGUUUCACACUAGAAGCCUUUUGACGGCCUCGGACAAGUUGGCGGAGCCAAAUGGUUUCCCUUCGAGAUUCAAGCUGUGGCAGCUCUUGUUUGCGCACCGGGACUAUUUCUGGAGAUUGGGACUUUGUGUACCUGGAGGAGAUCCCGCAGACUGGGGUAGAGGGCGAUAUCAAGGUUUAGGCCCAGAUACUGAGGAACUGUAA
Molecule: messenger RNA, 1227 nt
Organism: Fusarium pseudograminearum CS3096
Lineage: Eukaryota; Fungi; Ascomycota; Sordariomycetes; Hypocreales; Nectriaceae
Exons: 1
Coding region: 1-1227 (408 amino acids)
Biological process (GO): lipid metabolic process
Source: RefSeq, a predicted model, not a curated record